Messenger RNA from Myotis lucifugus (little brown bat), 2787 nucleotides. It is a transcript of the gene LAYN, whose product is annotated as layilin. NCBI's taxonomy places the organism in Eukaryota, Metazoa, Chordata, Mammalia, Chiroptera, Vespertilionidae. The transcript is spliced from 6 exons. The coding region runs from base 1610 to 2302 and encodes 230 amino acids. The record is from RefSeq and is a predicted model, not a curated record. Gene Ontology annotation, molecular function: hyaluronic acid binding.
UGCGGAGCUGCCAAGGGGAGGGUGAACUGAAUUGGGCUGCUUGGGCUCUGUCAUCGGCCCAGGGGAACAGAAGGCCCUCCCCGCUUCCCCUUCCUGCAAGAAAGAAGAGCUGGACACUUCCUGAGGCCCGGGAGCCAGACGCGCCCUUGGCCUCCUGCCAGCUCUGGCCCUCGGGGGGCCACUCACCUGCUGACUUGGGAGGUGUGGCCAGGCUGGACCACAUCGGGAACUUCUUCAGGGUGUUGUUUUUUCCUUGAUAAUCCAACAGUGUUCAGCGGGCACUACCAGUGAAUCAACUACAACUUCUGUUUUGCUGAUGACCAGUUGGGGGGCGGGGGGGUAAGUUGGGGGGCCUAGGGCUCAUGCAUUUGUCCUUUGCUCAUUUGGAGCCACCUCUAAGGACUCCUUGAAGCCGAGCGGGCCCAGUCUUCUCCCAGGCAGCAGCCCAGCCACAGCCUCUCCGGCCAGUGCUCCCAGUUUCUCUGGAAUACCUCUGGUGAAAUACCACUUUUGAGGCCUCCUAUUUCUCUGGAGGACCAGUCCUAUUCGGGUUUAUUUAGCAAUAGCAGAAUGACACCUAAAGAAAGAAGGUACAAAACUCUUUAUAACUGGCUGCUUAUUGAGACUUUCUCUACCAAAGCAAUGAAAGAAGAAAUAGGAAAUAAGAAAUCACAGCCUUCUGGAUUUGUCUGUAUGUGCGCUGGUCCCCCGUGUAGCACUGUAUUCUCAUGAUGGAGAAUAAUGAAGGCUAUCUGGCUCCCAGCACAGCUGCAGAAUAAGUUAGGAAAGUGAGAACAUUCCAUGAGGGCUGGGAAGAGGCUUGCAAACCAAAAUCCAUUAUCCCUUGCUUUAUGCAGCAAGUCACACCCACGGCCCAGGAUCUGGCUCUUCGCUGAAAGGGAUUCCCCUUGGACUCUGGAUCCAGAAACAGAUGCUGUCUGCUCCUGUGGGCUGGGAACUGGCAUCUGUUUCCAUAUUCCCAGCACUUACCACAGUGCUAGGCACAGCCAGUACACUCAGUACAUGAUGAUUAAACAACAGAGUAAUGAGGCUCAUGUUUCAGGGGUCGCAAGGCUCCAGGCACCGGGACCCAAGCUAGAGUGGUGUGUACUGGUGAACAAUUUGUUAUUCGCUCCUCAGUAGAAUCCCAUCUACUUGUCUCAGAUGGUCGUCUGCCCUUCAGCUGUCAAGCAGAUGGAACAUGCCUGACUGUGGAAUGGGGAGUGGGUAAUACAGUUCACUGGUUACUGACAUGACUUUAUAAUUAGGGCUCUGACUUAGGCAAUGCUGCUGAUAGCUAUGUGGCCUUAGCCAAAUUCUUUACUUUCUCUAAGCCUCGGUUUUCUCAUCUGUAAGAUGGGGCAUAAGCAAUAUCUACAUCAGGGACUUACUAUGGGAGUUCAAUGAGAUAAAUGAUGCCAGCCGGUCUGCCGGGGAGGAACACAGAGACCUUGUUAUAAAGUCCUUUACUUCCAUGAUGCUUCUCGAAGACUGAACUUUGAGGAGGCCAGAGCAGCCUGCCGGAGGGAUGGGGGCCAGCUAGUCAGCAUUGAGUCUGAAGAUGAACAGAGGCUGAUAGAAAAGUUCAUUGAAAACCUCCUGGCGUCUGAUGGCGAUUUCUGGAUUGGGCUCCGAAGGCGUGAGGAGAAGCAAAGCAACAGCACAGCCUGCCAGGACCUUUAUACUUGGAUGGAUGGCAGCAUAUCAACAUUCAGAGGAACCAACAGUUCCUUCUACGGGGCUGGGAGGUGAAAGGACAAAGGCAGCCACACCCAUACUUCCAGAAAACACAGAGAAAGAAGAUGUCAAAGAAACAUUUAAAGAAAACAAAGAAACUGCCUGGAACCUUGUCUACCUCCUAGUGCCCGGCAUCCCCCUCUUCCUCCUCCUGCUGGUCACCACAGUUGUCUGCUGGGUUUGGAUCUGGAGGAGGAGGACACGGGAGCAGCCAGACCCCAGCACGAAGGAGCCGCGCACCAUCUGGCCCUCGCCCGGCCCCGGGCUCAGCCCGGACCUGGAGGUUUACAGCGUCAUCCGGAAACAAAGCGAAGCUGAUUUGGCCGAGACCCGGCCGGAACUGAAGAACAUAUCAUUCCGAGGGUGCUCGGGAGAAGCCACUCCCGAGGACAUGUCCUGUGACUCCGACCACAGGGCUGUGAACCCGUCUGAGAGCGGGUUUGUCACCCUGGCCAGCAUCGAGAGCGGCUUUGUGACCAAUGACAUUUACGAGUUCUCUCCAGACCACCGACUGGGGAGGAGCAAGGAGUGUGGGUGGGUGGAAAAUGAAAUCUAUGGUUAUUAGGUCCCGGGAACGACACGUGAAUGGACAAGAAUGGGAAAGAAAGGAGAAGCAACAGCCUCCUAUUCUCUGUAAGGAAAACACUCAGAAGGCCUGGGGUGAGCAUGUGUCCCCAUCACCGCUAUUGCAUCCUUAUCCCAGCCUUGCACCAGCUCUGUCCGGUGAGGAAGCAGCUUGCCCAGGCCUGGGGCAGAGGAGGAAAUCGAUGGCAGUUGAUUGCUUGUAGCAGACCAGCCAGGGACAGCGCUCUCCUGGGCAGGGCCCCCGGGUGGCUGCGGGACUGGGGACACCCAUCUCCAGGACACCCAUCCCCAGGCCUUUUUCCUUCCUCUAGAUCCCUACAGCCCUGGGAUCACCACCGAGCGGGACGGAAAUGACAGAUGAUUUCAAAGCCUCAUGUGCUGGUCUGGGCUGGCCUGUGCACCAGCCAUUCUUGUAUCUGUGUUUUUCAGACUCAAAUCAAAUAAAAAGCAGGAAGCCGAAUGUUA